AUCCGAGGUAUCCUCACGGCUAUCCGCCUCCGCAGGGUUACCCAGGAGGAUACCCUCCUCAGGGUUACCCUCCACCGCAAGGCGGUUAUCCUCCGCAGCAGGGUUACCCCCCUCCACCUGCCGGUUACCCCCCUCAAGGAUAUCCUCAACAGGGUUACCCGCCACCCGCCGGCUACCCCCCUCAGGGAUACCCGCCACAGGGUUACCCCCCUCAAGGAUACCCGCCUGCCGGUUAUCCGCCUGCUUCUGCGUACCCCGCACCCCACGGCUACCCAG
Molecule: messenger RNA, 276 nt
Organism: Closterium sp. NIES-65
Lineage: Eukaryota; Viridiplantae; Streptophyta; Zygnematophyceae; Desmidiales; Closteriaceae
Source: the annotation of a GenBank genome assembly